CAUUUUCGAAAGAGAAAGUAAACUUAGAAUCAUUACAUCACCACCUCGUGGUGUUUACUCCGUGGGCGUUAGCUGGACGAAGGCGAAGACUGAAAAAGAAACAAUGCCCAUUAAGUGUACGGUUUGUCAGCAUGAAUGUUUGAAUGAACACGGACUCAAAAUACACUUUUCAAUAAAGCACAAGGAGGAUCAUGCAGGAAAACACAAGAUCUGUGAUACUGGCAAACAGUAUUGUUCUGGAAUGACCGAAAAUCGUGUGACCAAACCCAGGGAAGUUGAUGAUGCUAAGCAUCGACAAAGACCAUCGACUAUAGGAGAAAAUGAUGCAAAACAUCGUCAAAGACGAUCAUUAAUAGGAGAAGAUCAUGAAAGACAUCGUCGAAAACCAUCAAUUUUAGAAAAAAGUGAUGAUAAACAUCGCCGAAGACCACCGACGACAGGUAGGAAAGACGAGCAAACGGACAAAGGUAGUCGGCAACUAAAAUCUAGUUGUACAGAAAAACCUAAAACAGACAAAGAUGAACAAGAUGCCAAAUGUUCCGGUUAUGGAGAGGCAGGUGGAAGCACAAAAGUGAAACAUACCAAGGCAUCGCCAAUAAAAGGUCGUCCUACAUCAAACUGUUCUAGAGAUGUGGGUAAAAGCCAGAAAGACAAAAAGCUUGUUAAGAAGGACCAACAAAGACAGCAAACGCCCAAAGUGUAUCCUGAACAAUUACUUAGAGGAACAAAAGAACAACCAGACACCAGAAGGUUAACUUCAACACCAUCAUACUCGUCCUUACCGUGUCCUGCAAGAGAUGUAAGCAAGUACAUCUCUAUGCUUGAAGGAGGCAUUAAACGUCGAAAAAAAGACAGCGAGGCAAGAAUACCCGGUGUCAAUAAGUUCAUGGAAAGCUUAACUACAGCUUUUGAAAGGCUUCAAGAUGUACCUUUGGAUUUGUUCAAAUCAGGGUCAUACUAUGACAAAACUAAGAUUGACUACGACGAUGAAUUUGAUUUUAUGGUUUAUCCAAGCGCAAAGUUUGAGGCAGUUUUCAUAAACUGCCCCCCAGGAUAUUGUAAGAUAAAGAAAGACCAGACAACCAGCAAGGAUCUUGAUCAGUUGUGUAACAAAGACGGAUACCUUUUUCCUGAACUUUUCAAACAAAAAAUGUUCAGCAUAUUUGACACUUGUAUCACUAGUCUGGAAUUCCGACAAGGAAGGAGAACAGAAAGAAUAGAACGUCAACCGGGAAGCCCGGCUUUUACACUUGAAUUUGACCUUGGAGGAGGAAAUAAAGUAGAUAUUGACCUAGUACCUGCUUUAAGGGUAGAUACCUGGCCAAGAAACUUCAGAGAAAUUCACCCCGAUUGGAUUAAAAAGGAGUAUGCCGAAAGAGCAAUGAAAUGUUUUCAUGUUGUAACAAAGACAUAUCCAACAGAUCACCCUAAUGCCGAUCUUCUAUGGAGGGUUUCCUUCUCACACGCCGAGAAAGAACUUAUACUUCAUGCGAACCAAAAAGACAAUGGCUGCCGAAAAGAGAUUUUCAAGCUGCUGAAAAAAAUAAAAGAAAAUAUCAAAAAUGAAAAUCCUACGAAAAUCGACAAAUUUAGCAGCUAUCAUCUUAAGAUGUUCAUGCUUGGGUUUUAUGAUCGACAUCAAGAUUUCUCCCAGGAAAAUAAGGAACGUUUGUUCAAACAAAGCAUUACAGAGCUUAUCGGCUGUUUAAGAUGCGGAAAAAUCAAAAAUUAUUUCAUUCCAUGUGACAACGUUUUAUUUUUUGUUCCAAACAGUGAAAAAACACUUGUUGCUCACGAAUUAUCUAAAAUACAAGAGAAGUGCUAAACGUAAAAUUUCCGUCAAUUCCUUAUUCUUAAGUGAUAAUUGGAUACAUUUAACUUCAUACAUGUAUGUUAUAAAACCCUUUGAAAAAUUACACACUUUGAUAAAUCAAAGAAGGUUUAAUAUGGAACCGAGGAAACGAUGAUUCAUGAAACACGUUUGAAAAAAA
Saccostrea cuccullata (small rock oyster) is the source of this 1991-nucleotide messenger RNA. RefSeq names its product cyclic GMP-AMP synthase-like. Lineage: Eukaryota; Metazoa; Mollusca; Bivalvia; Ostreida; Ostreidae. The record is from RefSeq and is a predicted model, not a curated record. The transcript has 6 exons. The coding region runs from base 104 to 1825 and encodes 573 amino acids.